Molecule: messenger RNA, 1959 nt
Organism: Aspergillus uvarum CBS 121591
Lineage: Eukaryota; Fungi; Ascomycota; Eurotiomycetes; Eurotiales; Aspergillaceae
Exons: 1
Coding region: 329-1648 (439 amino acids)
Source: RefSeq, a predicted model, not a curated record
CAGGACGAGCAACGACGGCUGCUGCGGCUUCUGAAGGAACUGGCACGCAUGUAUGUUCUAGGAUCCUUGUACCCAACCCUGUGCGCGGCGAGGGAGACUUUGAGCUAUCUGAGGCGGUUGCAGACUCAAGACAGCCCAAGCGAUAUCCAGGUUUGCAAUCCGCGAAGCAAAAGUAUCCCCGUCUUGUCAUGCUGACAGAUCCAAGGUCCACUUGUACGAGACAUAUCUCCACAUCAUCAUCUUCGUUAACAAUCGCACCCAAUGGGUUGACCUGGACGAGAUAACCUGUCCCUUUCUGCCUGAAAAUCUCAAGUCCAUCGAGGCAUUAAUGCGAUGGUACACAGUACUUCGCAACAGUGGCCUCUUCUGGGAAGCCUAUCGAGUCCUCAAGGCCAUCAGCCCACUUCUGUCCUGUGGGCCGGUCCGCCUCUAUGAUGCAUUAAUCGAUGAGGUUCUCCCAAUGGACUCGCCCACUCCUCAUCUUUGGGCUGAAGGGAUGAUCCAGUUACAGUGGGCUCGUUGCAAUCUAGAGUGGGGUGUCCUACACGGAACCACCAUGAACCAGAACCAGCGCCGCGUGGCAGAUAAUUCUCUCUUCAAGGUAAGACGCUGUCUCAACAUGGCGAAGGGGAUAUUUGCCCACCUCAAGGCCCAGGGGGAGGUGAGCUCCGAGCCUCUCGACCUGAGACUGGCGGCAUUUGACUUCAACCUCGCGGGCAAGAAUUUAUCUAACCUCUUCUUUCGACGAAGCCCUGUCUCUCUCGAUAUACUGAAUAGCCUCCUGUUCGACAGUCAUAAAAACCAUCGCCUGGAGGUUGCCAUACGCCUCCGCGCAUUCUUCCUCGGUAUGAAUAAUCCCGGCCAGUGGCGCGAUCUGCACAGCAUUCUCGAGCUGCUAAAGAUCGAGGGUGACUAUGUGGCCUUCGUGGAGCUGUGGGAGAUCAUGUCCCAGUGGUCCAUGGGAUUUUUACACAAUGACGAUCUGCGCAGCUGGGGGCAUCUUUCGCAUCUGGAGACAUGCACCGUGCUGCGCCUCCUUCGGUCAGGCAUGGGCGCCCGCCCGGAUCGGUUCCUGCAGUCAUUACUCUAUCAGCACAGUCCCCGACUUCUGUUGGAAGGCAAGAGCUGGGAACCUCACUGGCAAUAUAGUCAGGCGAUAACUCCCGAAGACUUGGAUCGAGCAUGGGUGUUUGACCUGCCCAGCUACAUCGCCUGGGGGCCCAACAGGCCAGAUGCUCGGUCGCGGCGACUCACAGAUCUCAAACCAGGCGGGGCCAUGGAUUCAAGGACUUACGCCUUUCUCAAAGAACGGGAGAUACGCCAGCUAAGUCUGGAGGAGGAGCUCCAACAUGGUCCUGAUCCUGCGCGGUCCCGAGGGUCGCUGGUGAGGUCUCCGUCUCCGAGGCGGAGAAUGGCCCCUUCUCAGGAGCAAGCUGCCGACAUCACCCGAGAGUUUCCUACACCCCUGGAGAUCUAUAAUGCCAUUCCAGAGUCUGGGAUCUCGCGUCGUCACUUGUUCGAGUGUUUUCAGCAUCGAAUUGGAUCGAGGCAAGCCGAUCUCGAUAGAUUCGAGGCCAUCGUUCGGAAUGUUUCCAUAUUUGGAAAGGGGGAUCAAUUGUUGCGGCCGGGUAGACUGGAGAUGGAGUAGCAGGGAGAAUCGGCGGGUCGUGCGAAGAAGUCGAUUGACUGUGCAUGCAGUGCUGGCUGGUUCCUCUGAGAAGACAAUGGCGACCCUGGAGCUUAAAGCCGCACACAAUACGGGCAUUGACUCUCAUACGAUAACCUUAUAUACAACGAACCAAGCGGCACACCUUUCAAAGACAGGCGAUAUAGCUUUGGUAUAUUUUGAGGCGAAAUAUGUCGAUGCAUAAACUGCUGCAUAUUGCUGUAUAUCUUGCUCAAGUUAGUCUCUUACGGGGAUUUAUGCUAAACACAAUCAAUGAACACAAUCAAUAUUAA